Messenger RNA from Dunckerocampus dactyliophorus (ringed pipefish), 5726 nucleotides. Its product is annotated as cingulin-like protein 1. The record is from RefSeq and is a predicted model, not a curated record. Gene Ontology annotation, cellular component: myosin complex. The transcript has 22 exons. NCBI's taxonomy places the organism in Eukaryota, Metazoa, Chordata, Actinopteri, Syngnathiformes, Syngnathidae. Bases 508 to 3177 code for a protein of 889 amino acids.
GCACAGCAGCAGGAUCGCUAUCCGGGUUUGGUGUGUGAAGACACAGGAGGAGGACUGCAGAGGUUUGCUGUCUUGAGCAAGGAGUUGACCUUUCACCUCCAACAGCUGCAGACAGAGACUGAGCACGAGCUCGAGAAUUUACAGAAGAAGCACCUGCACAUUGAUGGUCGUCUACAACAGCUGACCUCUGAGUUGCUUGUGCUGCGAGAGAAGAAGAAACAAAUCCAGCAAGAAUUCACGAGUGCCCCCACCCUUCAAACAUCCACUGUGCAGUUGUGUGCUUGUCAGGAACUUCAGGCCUCCGUCGGUGAGAGCUUGAUCCAGUUCGAGAGGCUUGUGUUUCAAAAGGAGGCACUGAGCGCCCUUCGUAACCUUCUGAGCCAAGACCUGCACAGAUAUCAGGAAGAGACUACGAGGCUAACAAGUUUCACAAAGGUCAUACUCAACCAAUUGCACAGGUCAAAAGAGGAAGAAGACAGCUCCACCAACAGCCCAAGUGGCACCAGCAUGCAGGAAAAGAACGAGACAGUGCAACAAAGCAACAUGCAUAUGGCCGAGUCUUCUCCCUCCCGCUCGCCACUUAGUCCUCAGCAGACCGCCAACAAAGAAGAGGCCAAACAGAACUGGAGAGCCUGUCAGAGGAAUGCAGGUCUCUCAAAUCUGCAACGAGCUGGCAGCGUCAAAGAUCUUAUCAGUAAAUUCUCUGGUCCAGAUUACGACAUGUAUCUCAGGUCUCCUCUGAGUCUUUAUUCUGGAGCAGGAAGAGUUCAAAAGCUCACCUUCUCUGAGGCUUUUAGUUCUCCACAGUCAAAGUUGAGUCCGACCGUUAUCUGUCAAGACAACAAUCCAGUUCCAAGCAUCUCUGUGACUCCUCCAUUCAAGGAAGAGAGUCGGAGUGCGGACGUAUCUGUUCAAAGAGUCGUCCAAAGUAGCCAGAUAACUGCAAGAAUUGAUUGUCCUGUAGGACACAGCAGUGAGCGGACAGAUUCAAACAAAAGCACAGACUCUGGUAGAGAUUCGGUGGCGGACUCUGGCAUGGGAUCGGAGCCUGAAAGUGAUUCAAACAAGCAGCCGGACAGCCUGUCAGAGGAGGAGCCCUCCACUCCCCGAGUUGUGCCGCCCAGCCCUAGAUAUCAGCUGUUCCUUGACAAUGAGUUGAAGACCAACGGCUUGAGUAGCAGGGAUGCAGAUGGCCCGGGAGGCGGAGGGUCGCUGGGGGAGAAUGGCUCCAGGCUGUCCCGGUGGGAGACCACACGACCAGGGUUGAACAACUACCUAGGGUCCAUGGAGUCCAUCGCCUCACGGGACUUUGACAUUGAUCGGGCAAGUGUGACUGAAAGCCCCUCUCGAGUGUUCCACAGUCCCUACAGCAUGAACACGAACGCACACAACUUGACGGGAAUGAUGUCUCCUGCCACCUCAGAGUUGAACCUGCACACCUACAGUCGUAGUGACAGUCCAGUGCUGAUGACGGGGCCCACCAUAAUCCCCCCUCGCACGCGAUACUCCGCAUAUGAUGCUCUCCUGAAGAGGAGGAACGACGUCCCCAACCCUGUGAUACCCCAACACUACAGCUUACGAUCUACCACACUGGGGGGCCCCAACAGAAAAGACUUCAUUGAGGAAUUGACCAAACAGCUGGAUGCCUGUCAGAAGCGUAACCAGUUUCUGGAGGCAGAGAGUGUGGAGAUGGAGAAAGAGCGGAACCAGAUCAGGUUCGAAAUGCGCGGCCUGCUAGUGAACAACGAAGACCUGCUGAGAACCAACACUCAGCUGGCCAAUGAGAUGAAAAGACAGAGAGAGCAGAUAUUGGAGAUGGAGAGAACCAAUCAGAUCCUGGCAGAGAAGCACAGAGAGAUGGAGAUUGAGGUAAAGCAGGCCCGCGACAUGAUGUUGGAGGCCAAUACUCAAGAGUACGCCUUCAGCUUCCUCCAGCAGACCCUUAAAAACAAGAUCCAGGAUGCUGAGGAGUGCCUGGAGAAGCAAACGCAGCACUCUCAGACUCUGGCAGAGAAGUUAUGGCUUGCAGAGAGACAGCUGGAGGAGCUGGAGGUGGACAAAGACAGCAAACACAAGAAGACGUCUGAACUCAACAGCACCAUCCACAGACUGGAGGAAGAGCUGGCCGAGGCCCUGCAGAUGUCCUCCCAGUCCACAGCAGAGUUCAACCUGCAACAGAAAUUGCGUCAGGAUGCCCAGCUGAGGGUGGAGGAGCUGGAGGAGUCUUUGCUGGAGAAGGAGCAAGAGCUGCAGAGACUUCAAGCUAUUGUCAACCGGUUGCAGGGAGAGGUGUCAGGUAAGCUGAUUGACAAGGAGCGCACGCUGGAGGAGGAGAUCCAGCUGAGGGAGAGGCUUCAGCUGCAGUGCAAGCAGGCGGAGAGGACAGUGGACGACCUUCACAUGGAGCUGCAGACCACCAUCCAGGCCAGAGAUGACCUCGCCAAACAACUCAAGCAGGCUCAGGAGAAAAUGAUUGACCUCGAGAGUGAUGUGGAGGAGCUGCAUGACAGCGAGCAGCGAUGGGCCGCCAAGCACAAGAGAGCUAUUGAACAGACUGAGCAGCUGCAGCUGAAGCUGAUUCAGGAAAAAGAUCUGAACGACCAGCUGGAAACUGAGAAGGCCAUCAUGGAGCGUCAGUAUCGUGAGCUGCGUGUGGAGUUGGACGACUUUCAGAGCGCCAAACCUUCAGAUGAUAUCAUCUCCAAGACGGAGACCCGAGUCAAAGAGCUGGAGAAUGCUCUCAGAACUGAGGAGAGGAGUAAAGCUGUCCUUAACAACACCAUUGGUAAACUGGAGAGGAGGAUCAAUGAGCUUGGAGAUCAGAUGGAGGAGGAGCACAGGAUAGCUGCUGAGCAAAAAGACCUGAUGACGCAGAGAAUCCGCUCUCUCAAGCGCCAGCUAAACGAGGCAGAGGAAGAGGCGAGCCGGAGAGACGCUCAGUUGCGUCACAGCCAACGGGAGCUGGCCGAGGAGAGGGAGUCCAACGGACGACUUCAGAGGCAACUGCUCGACCAACACCUGCAGAUAAAUCGAAAGGAUACUCUGACCAUUCGUCAGACUCUAGAUAACCUGCGGCUGGACCUCAGCGUUGACGAUGACGAUGAAGUAGAGCCGAAACAGCAAGAGAAGAAAGAAGAGAAAGUGCCGGAACAGAUCAGUAAGGUCACCGAGGUUUAACACAGCCCGACGUCCGCGUGUUAGACCAGAGUGAGGAGGAUCCCGGCGGGCGUGCACUGUCAGCGCCUUCAACACACACCUGCAUCAGAACAUAGUAUUAAAUAUUGCACGCUGCUUUCAUGGGGGCCCCGCUUCUCGUAGAAAUCAUGCAGACAUUCGUAACGUACCACUGCCACGUCACAGAGCACGUGUGCAUUCAUUCACUAAUUAGCCGUACAGCGACAUGAAAUUCUUUACGGUUUAAGUGCACAUUGGAAUAGCAAACAAUCCGCUGCACAAAAUGUUACAUGCUGACCAGAAUGAUGCCUCCUUUGUUCUUUUACAUGUACAUCUCUAAAAGGUGUGUAUGUACACAAUGUACCCACACGCCAAAAACAUUACAGCCACUUAUGUCAUCCAAUUAGGGAUGCACCGAUACACGUUUUCACUUCUGAUCCAAUUCCAAUACCUGACUUUGGAUAUCUGUCAAUAAUACAGUGGAACCCGCUUAAGUCGACAACCCGACAACUCAUCAAGUCCCGGCCCACCGUGUUCUUCUACCUGCUUAGGUCGACAUAGACAUACAUAGUCCACCACUUUUGUUGGCAUAUAGUUUGAGACCCAAAGGGGUCAUUCCCAUGAUAAAGAGCUCAGUUGGUAACUUCAUCGUUAUCACCAGCAGCGACAUAACUACUGUCCAGUUGAACAUGGAAACAUGCACACAGUGACUUCCUGUUGCAUACCUUUCAACCCGUAUUUCGACCUUCUCUCACAAUAUUUGAACUUUCCUCAAAAAAACAAACAAAGGUGACGGCAUCCGUGUUUGAACCACAGCAAGCUCCAAGAACAACUCUCGAGGUCGCCCUCAGAUGGGCUCACACACAGGAAGUGCAAUCACGUCGAUCCUCCAUACAUCUCGGGAGUUCCACUCUUCCUUCACUCCGCUCAGGAGCUCCCGUGCCUGCUCCACACCAUCAAACAUCAGGCAGAUGUCAUCUGCGUAGUCCAGGUCUGCAAGGACUACAGCAGGGAUUCUUCUUGACCUCCUAGGUGUAGUGGUGAAGCCAAGCUCCUGCUCCCGCCCAGUAACGGCUUACCCAUCCCGCGUUAUCACAUUGGCUCUUGUGUCCCUGUACAUGGCUUCUAUCGCCCGAUGCAGGUUGGGAGGCUUUAGGCCAUAGGCUUUAGGGCUUUUAACUGGCAUGCUUUUAUUUUGAAGCUUAUUUUACACUGAACUGGAUAUACCUGUCAAUAUUUGUAUUUGAAAAAAAGGGUAAUUAUCCGGAAAAUAAGGGAAUAUAUGGGAAAUAUUUUCACAUUUCCCUUUCCAAAUGCAAAUGUUGAAGUAUAGUAUAUCAUGUUCAGUGCAAAAUGAGCUUCAAAAUAAAAGCAUGUCAGUACUAACUUUCUACCACAGCAACCAAAACAAUGUACCCAUUUAUUUAUUAGGUUGAAAGCUACCGGAAGAAAGAUUCGAUCUAUCUAUCUAACUAUCAUUACCACAGCAGCUCUGUUAGAUAAAAGUAUACAAUAUUGUAUGAAAACAGAAGAAUUCCAAUAAAAAUACACACACAACAGGUUCAAAAAUGCUUCAUGAUCACCUAUUCUCUAAAAAAAAAAAAAAGUGCUAUUCUAUUUUUGAAAAUGUGUUUCAUAAUUUAAAAAAAAAACACAUUAGGACCUGUGAUUAAAACUUGAAUUUGUUAUUUGAUGUACUCGAUGCAAUCAUUUAGUCCACGAAAUCCAUUCUAGAUAGAUUUUCCCACGGAAGCUUGGUGACAAUCCACAUUGGUCAUACUGGUUGCUCACAUCUUGCAGGGUUGUGACAGAAAACGGCAUAAAAGCGAAGAGAGGGAAAAAAAAAUCACACAAUAAUUUAUAGUGAAUGUAUUUUGUGUUUAUGUUGUGUAUGUCAUUGGUGUUUUUCUGGAUUUUCUGUCUUUUCUAAUCACUUGAGGGGGUACAUGUGAUUUUAGAGAAUGAAACAUAUAUGUACAUAUACUUCUAAAGUGCUGACUCAAGUAUUUUAUGGGGUGUAACUGCUGCACGGAACUUACUUAUUGUGCCUCGUAUCAAGAAAAACAAAACAAAACUCAUCAACAUGUGCUUUAACAUCCAGACUGUAAAAGAAAGGUUUCAUCGCAGGAUUUUAAAAAAAGUACUUAAAUGAGUACAUUUGGAUUGUUAAAGUCAAUAUUUAGUUUCAGGCCAUUGAGUUUUGUGUUCUUUGAGCCGACCAAGUCCACCUUUAUUUUUACAUAUAUGCAAUAUAUUAUAAACCUAAUAUUCAGAUCUAAUCUGGAUUAUCUAUUUUGUUUACAUUUGCUGGUGUAUUUUACUGUUCAUGCUGUUAGGAAUACAUUCAUUUUGGUUCAUGACAUCGCUAUCAUAUUUUAUUGCUGGUUUUUCUGCAUCACACAAGCUAUUUACAUUUACACAUUAAAUGGUACUAGUAUUCCUUUUUUUUUUUUUUGCAAUAACACACAUGUAUGCUGGUUCUGCUGGAUAUUUAUUGUUUUUCCACAUUCUCUCUUUGGUGAGAAGUUCCCUAAAUAAAUUCUUCUCCACAG